AUGCCUCAACUAUUAAGUGCGAAAGAGCAGUCGCUCUUUCGCACAGUUGUGCGCAACUAUGAGGACAAGCAAUACAAAAAAGGUAUUAAGGCUGCCGAUCAGAUAUUGAAGAAGAAUCCGAAGCAUGGAGAUACACUGGCUAUGAAAGCCCUCAUUAUGAACUCCCAGGGGAAGACCGACGAAGCUUUUGCGCUGGCAAAAGUAGCCCUCCAAUGCGACAUGAAGUCGCAUGUCUGCUGGCAUGUGUAUGGAUUACUCUAUAGGGCGGUCAAGAACUUUGAGGAGGCAAUUAAGGCCUACAAAUUUGCAUUGAGACUAGAGCCAGACUCUCAACAGAUUCAGCGAGAUUUGGCUCUGCUCCAGGUGCAAAUGCGAGACUACCAAGGAUAUCUCGUCAGUCGCAAAGCCAUGCUAACAGCACGAUCUGGCAUGCGGCAAAAUUGGACAGCAUUGGCAGUGGCUCAUCACCUAAUUGGGGAUUUUGCUGAGGCUGAGGGAGUUCUGACAACUUACGAAGAGACGCUGAAGAACCCACCAGCAAAAACAGAUUUCGAGAACUCUGAGGCUGUCAUGUACAAGAACACUUUGAUUGCUGAGCAAGGGAACUACCAAAAAGCUUUGGAUCACUUAGAAUCUGCUGGCAAACAUAAUCUGGAUAGGCUUGCUGUUUUGGAGCUGCGGGCUACCUACCUUGCGAAGCUUGGCCGGAAAGACCAGGCUGAGAAAGCGUACCGCGCUCUCAUUGACCGCAAUUCGGAACACAAGGAAUACUAUGAUGAUCUUAUAGAAGUGAUGGGAAUUGCAUCAACGGAUCAUAAGGCCAUGAAGGCAAUUUAUGAUGAAUAUGCGGAAAAGUAUCCUCGGUGUGAUGCCGCGCGGCGAUUGCCUUUGAAUUUCUUGGAAGGUGACGAGUUUCGAGACGUGGCCGAGAAGUAUAUCCAUCGGAUGUUGGACAAAGGCGUUCCUUCAACCUUUGCAAAUCUCAAGCAUCUCUAUGCGAGCUCUUCCAAGAAAGAAACUCUUCCUGCUUUGGUCCGACAAUACAUUGAUAGCGGCAAGAGCGAAGCUAAUGAAGAGCCGAAGAGGCACGGCGAUACAUCCAAGGGGGCCUCCGCCGCAUAUUAUUUCCUUGCUCAGCAUUAUAGCUAUCACCUGAGCCGGGAUCUAGACAAAGCUAUGGAGUAUAUCGACAAGGCCAUUGAACUAGAACCCGAAAGUGUUGACUUUUACAUGACAAAAGCACGGAUCUGGAAACAUUAUGGAAAUACACAGAAGGCUUCUGAGACCAUGGAGCAUGCACGCACUCUUGAUACCAGAGAUCGACACAUCAACACGAAAACCGCCAAGUACCAGUUAAGGAAUAACGAAACCGAAGCCGCUAUUAAGACGAUGGGUCUGUUCACUCGAGCAGAGACACCUGGAGGGCCACUGGCCGAUUUACAUGACAUGCAAUGCGUGUGGUAUUUGACCGAAGAUGGACAGUCUCAUGUGCGCCAGGGACAUAUUGGCCUUGCUCUCAAAAGAUUUACGGCCAUAUACAACAUUUUUGAUGUAUGGCAAGAGGAUCAAUUUGACUUCCAUAGCUUCUCAUUGCGCAAAGGUCAAAUACGGGCUUAUAUAGAUAUGAUCAAGUGGGAGGAUCGUUUACGGGAACACCCAUUCUAUUCUCGCGCAGCGCUCUCCGCGAUCGAAGUAUAUCUCAAAAUGCACGACAAGCCAAUAACGAAUGGGGCAAAUGGAACUGCAGACGUAAACGGCGAGGACGCCGCUGAACGGAAAAGAGCCGCCAAAAAAGCGCGGAAAGAGGCACAAAAGGCUGAGCGCGAAGCUCUUGCCAAGAAGAACGAGCCGAAUAAAUCCACAAAAGAAGGAGACAAUGACCCAAAGAAAAAGGAUGAUGAUCCAGAUGGAGCAAAACUGGCAGCCACGACGGAGCCCAUCAACGAUGCGAUGAAGUUCUUGACACCGCUUUUGCAAUUCAGCCCAAAGAGCAUUGACGCACAACUGGCCGGUUUUGAGGUGUACAUUCGACGAAAGAAGUAUAUCCUUGCGCUGAGAUGCUUGCUAGCAGCUGCAGGACUCGACCGGGAACACUCUAAAGUGCACCAACAAAUCAUCCGGUUCAAACUGGCCGUUGACAAAGAUUUGGAAACACUUGCCCCACAAGUCGCUGAAGUUAUCAAGUCCGAGUUCAACCUCCUGCCAGCAUCCGUUUCCCUCACGCAGUACAAUGAUGAGUACCUCUCGAAGAACAAGGACUGUGCGCGGCGAACUCUUGCCGCACUAAGUGCGCGGAAGUUGCUGUCGCCUGAGUCGUCGCCCAAUUUCGAGAAAGAUGCCAUGGCUACUCUUAAGCUGCCCGGUACCACUUUUGAGGAAGCGAAGGAGGGCUUAGAACUCUUGCUCUCGUGGAAUAGUGGCCAGGUCGAUGCGUUCCGGUCCAGCGCCGCAGAGAAGUGGCCCAAAGCUACUAUCUUUGCAUCGCCGUCUGCGUGA
Venustampulla echinocandica is the source of this 2496-nucleotide messenger RNA. Its product is annotated as TPR-like protein. Bases 1 to 2496 code for a protein of 831 amino acids. Gene Ontology annotation, molecular function: protein binding; protein-N-terminal amino-acid acetyltransferase activity. The record is from RefSeq and is a predicted model, not a curated record. Gene Ontology annotation, cellular component: NatA complex; cytoplasm. Gene Ontology annotation, biological process: N-terminal peptidyl-methionine acetylation. The transcript is spliced from 4 exons. Lineage: Eukaryota; Fungi; Ascomycota; Leotiomycetes; Helotiales; Pleuroascaceae.